UGGUAUGCACACGCCACACAGUAGCCAGAAGCUGACCAGAGGUUUCAACUACAUGCGCAAAUGUGCAUUUCGGGCCAACAACCCGCCAUGUAGAUUAGGUGGGUCGUGAUACCGUACGUGGAAACCGGUUUUCCAGCGGCGAGGAAGCCAGCAUGAUGCGUCUGUGGGCUUUACUGCACUUUGUCACGGUGGUGUUUGUGUACCGAGCCGUGGCUCAGUAUUCCAGCGAUCAAUGUAGCUGGCGAGGAAGUGGUUUGAGUCACGAGUCGCAUCGCAGAGAUGUGGAGCAGGUCUACCUUCGUUGUUCCCAGGGUUUGCUGGAGUGGCUUUACCCGACCGGCGCCGUCAUCGUAAACCUGCGACCAAACACAGAACCCUCGCCGGCAAACCUGGCUGGUCUCCAUGUGUGCAUCAAACCCCAGCCUCACUCACAGGGUUCUCAUUUGUACUUGGAUCGAAGUGGUGAUUUGAGGCUACUGAUAGCCGAAAGCGAACAGCCCCAGCAGAAAAUCCAUUGUUUCGGAAUCACCGACGGAGCUCUCUUUGUUGAAGCCAUCCCCAAGGCAGACAUCAGUCGCAGGAUAACUGCUUUCCGGUAUGAACUGGUGUCCAGCCGAAGUCCUGGGGCCCAUUUGUACCCGCACCUUCACCCUGGUCUUGUCACAUGUGAACCAUGCUCGGAUGAAGAAGUCCUCAUGGCGGUCUGCACCAGUGACUUUGCAGGAAGCGGCUACUUUGAAGCCCAGCCAUCAUUCGCCACCGACAAACACUCCCAAGCCGUGCUGACUUUGAGUCGCCUCUUCCGCCAGAAGAACGCCAUAUUUGCUAGCGGUGGAGCCAAAGCGCGACGUUGGACAGGGCGGGUCAACGUUCCCACAAAGUGCGGCGUUCCCCACGGCGGAGAUAAAUACCUUUUGACCGGCUCGGUCCAUUUCGGAGAAGCUUGGCUCGGCUGCGCCCCUCGUUACAAAGACUUUGUGAAGCUUUAUAGCGAUGCAAGGAGAGCGGGUAGCAACCCUUGUCAAGUUAACACUGACUGAGUGGAUGCAAGGUCUAAAACUGUUUUAAAGUUUCAGAAUGGAGGUCAUCAAGAUGAUAUGGGCAACACCUUUGCAAGAAUUACAACCUUAUAUUGUUGCUGCGUAGAAAAAGCUGAUCUCUAGACUACAAAUCCAUGGACAUCUGCUAAGGCUUUGUCAAUUGCUUGCAGGCAAAGUCGGGCGUUUCUCAUCUGGUUCCAAAGGAAUCUAACGUAAUGUAAUAUUUUUUCAUAGUUUCAGAAACAGCAUGAUCUAAUGAGAUGAAACGGAUAGUUGAGAUAUUUUGAGUGUUUAAUGAUGUAGAAGCAUAGAACUUGCUUGGAACGUUUAAAAAAAUUGUGAUGUAUUUUGCUUGAGUUCGGUCGCUCUAAAAUGAAAGUUUGCUUUGCAAAAAGCUCUUUGUAUAUAUAAUGAAAACUAGUAUCUUCUUCCAGGAGUGUACAAUUUGCAGCUCUGUGAGUUUUUAAAAAGUUUCAGUGUUUUGUCCAUUUUUGUGUAUGUACAGAAAAUUACAUUUAUUCAUUGAACUGUCUGUUUCUAGAACUUUUGUUAGAUGACCGUGUUGAACUGAGUUUGGGGUAUCAUGGGAAAACAGAACUACAGGUGUGUAUUGCCUCAUGUCUGGCGAUGCGACAAUUCACAGGUCACGAUUUGAUUUGAUCCCGGUUAAUUCUGAAACUACGCUUGAAGACGAUUACUGCGAUAUUUGUAUAUGACUGAAAACACUCAGGUGACUUAUAGUUCCGCUCUGAGAUCCCCAAUUUUAGCCAACUUUCAAAAGUGUCCUAUAUGCAUGUCUGAUACAUCAUUGGAAAGCUUAAAAUCUCAAUUUUCUGGGGGAAGAAAAUUUUUGAACAGGAGGGCAUUUAAAAAAUAUGUAUGGCGGAAAA
Molecule: messenger RNA, 1930 nt
Organism: Corythoichthys intestinalis (scribbled pipefish)
Lineage: Eukaryota; Metazoa; Chordata; Actinopteri; Syngnathiformes; Syngnathidae
Gene: metrnlb
Product: meteorin like, glial cell differentiation regulator b
Exons: 5
Coding region: 153-1040 (295 amino acids)
Biological process (GO): positive regulation of brown fat cell differentiation; energy homeostasis
Molecular function (GO): hormone activity
Source: RefSeq, a predicted model, not a curated record